UGGAGUGAGAGCAGAUGUGCGUGUCAGCGUCCUUACUUUUUCGCGUUUUGGUACGACCUGGAGUGGAUUAUCAAAGACGGGAACGGAGUGAUUGCGUCUGGAAUUGACUGGAAUGGAGUAACCAAGACUGGAUCAGUGUGCCUUCAGAAGGGAGCCGAUGUGUUAGAGCUACACCAAGUGCCUCAUGAACAGUGCUGUUAAAGCAGCUCUUUGCUUUAGUUUUUUGCUAAUAAUGUCAAACGUGGAGACGACUGCAGCACGAUUCAAAUCGAUAGAUUAUGAGAUAAGUGGCCGAGUGCAGGGGGUCUGUUUCAGAAUGUACACAGAGGAUCAAGCAAGAAAACUUGGUGUUGUGGGAUGGGUUCGAAACACCAGAAGAGGAACUGUAGAUGGACAAGUGCAGGGCAAGGAAGAGCUGGUGGAAUUAAUGAAGCAUUGGCUGAGCAAAGUGGGAAGUCCAAGUUCACGGAUUCAUCAGGCAAAAUUUUCAAAUGAGAAAGAGAUCAGCAAACUGGAUUUUAGCAAUUUCACCACCAGAUACUGAGAGUGUGAUCUUACAUAAGACCUCAGCUCAGACCUGAAGCAGCCAUUUGGAAUCAUGUUAGCUUUCUUCAUGUUCAGCUGAGUGCCUCUAAUUGCAAUUAUGUUGUUCGUUGGAAAAGCUCUCCCUUCAUUGUUAAAUUUGCAAUAAUCUGCUAUUAAAGAACGACAUGUUAAAGCUUGUACUAAUAUACACAAGGAUCCUCCUCUGUAGAACUGCAAAAGAGGUUUUCUUUUAAAAGGUGCUGUUAAGAGUCCACAUUCAUCAUAUUAAAAAUAACUAUUUUUUCAGACAGCUGCCUCCAACUAUGGUAGUAAAGUGGGUUUAAUAUGCAUAAAUUAUUUUUAAAGUAUUUUAAUUUCUGAAAGCUUGUGCAAAUAUAAAAUGUAUUUAAAUGUUAUUUAAGAUGAGCAGCUAGUAAAAAUGUUUUAUUUAGACAGUUGUGUCAUUUGUAUUGGGUAGUAGAAAGCACAUUCU
This is a messenger RNA of Mobula hypostoma (lesser devil ray), 1018 nucleotides long. Its product is annotated as acylphosphatase-2-like. Gene Ontology annotation, molecular function: acylphosphatase activity. Lineage: Eukaryota; Metazoa; Chordata; Chondrichthyes; Myliobatiformes; Myliobatidae. The coding region runs from base 185 to 544 and encodes 119 amino acids. The transcript is spliced from 4 exons. The record is from RefSeq and is a predicted model, not a curated record.